Messenger RNA from Aureobasidium uvarum, 615 nucleotides. NCBI's taxonomy places the organism in Eukaryota, Fungi, Ascomycota, Dothideomycetes, Dothideales, Saccotheciaceae. The record is from the annotation of a GenBank genome assembly.
AUGCCUCCUGCCCCAGCUGGUGGAACUGUUGGCAUGGGCCCCGAUGAGGCUUGGGGCGCAGGCGGUGGCCGCAACUACGGUCCUCCUAAUGGUUAUUCCGGCUACGACCGCAGNAGCUCCCCCUCGCGACCAAAGGGUCCCUCCUCCUCCUCCGCCGAGAGCNNCUACGACUCGCGCCCUCCUUCACACGACACCCCUCCACUAGCGAGGNNGAGACCAGCAUGGCAAAAUGGUUCCGACUCGCGCAGACCCCCAUUGCCACCACCGCAUACGAACGGAUCCUCGCAUCUACCACCUCCUCCUCCAGACAACCGUCUUCCUCCUCGACCCCCGCUUCCGCCACCAGAUGGUAGCCGUCUCCCACCCCGUCCUCCACCCGCGAAUGCCAGAAGCGGUCCGAACAUUGAUACAUACAUUCCAAGCUAUUCUGCCGCGCGCCGUGACGACACUGCACCACCCAACGUCAGGCGAAACUCCCGUGAUCAUGGUUACUCUCGAGACCGCCCUCCGCCGAAUGGAAGAGAUAGAGAUCGCAGGACUCGUAGCAGGAGUCCGGACCGUGAGCGUCGCGAGAGGUUGCAAGAUAGGGAACGCGAGUUAUACAACCGCCGUUGA